Molecule: messenger RNA, 650 nt
Organism: Aspergillus versicolor CBS 583.65
Lineage: Eukaryota; Fungi; Ascomycota; Eurotiomycetes; Eurotiales; Aspergillaceae
Exons: 1
Coding region: 182-544 (120 amino acids)
Source: RefSeq, a predicted model, not a curated record
CCCGCUUAGGCAUCUCACCUCGUUUCCCCCUCAUAUUCCCAGCAUUGCGCUGUCGGAGGAUAUCCACUUCUACUCCAGAAAUGGGGCGGUGGGAGCAGAGUACUCCAAAUCGCAGGUGAGAGGAAGUACUCGGAGCAAGCUAGAGCUCCCACAUUGGAAGUCGAGAAGCUUCUCUGCACCAAUGCUCCGUAGUAAAUUGGGGGGGGUCGCCGGAUUAUCCCGACAGAGAAUCGAAUGGCAAUUCGCACUGUCCCACUGGGGGGAAUCUUGCGAGACACCUCCGCACGCACGUUGUCGUGGUUCAGAAUUCAGGAAUGCAUGUGGGGGUGGGGUGGUGUGCGGAGAGAUUUGUCCUUGGUCAUGGUCGGUCCAUGUGCUGACUUCUGAGCCUGUGAGGUGGCCUGCCCGGGGUGGCCCGAGGCAAUCGAUAAUCAUAAUAAUCAUCAUAAUAACGAGUCGUGAGACACGACUCGGACUCGCAAGAAUUACCCAGUGUAAAAACUACAUGAAAAUUUGCAGCUUGAAUGCUAUGAGAAAGUCGUAAGAUGAGGAGAGGAUUUGCAUUAUCUAACUAUCCAAUAAUGUAUGUAGAAUGAUCAAGAUGGGGAGGCAUAAUCGCCAGUAUGCUAGUAAAUACGUACCCUAAAAAG